Molecule: messenger RNA, 321 nt
Organism: Puccinia graminis f. sp. tritici CRL 75-36-700-3
Lineage: Eukaryota; Fungi; Basidiomycota; Pucciniomycetes; Pucciniales; Pucciniaceae
Exons: 1
Coding region: 1-321 (106 amino acids)
Source: RefSeq, a predicted model, not a curated record
AUGAUGACUUUAAAUCAAAUGGUCACGAAGGACUCCGCCCUUCCAGCUAAAGUAGAUCACUCCCGCCUGUGGACCUUGCAGAUGAUCGAUGAAGGUGUGCCUCCCAAAAACCGUGGCACCCUUCCGGUCCCUCAUUCGAAUGCCCAAUCCCCUCACCAAUCAUCUCCCGCUCCUCAAGCUCCUGAUACCAAUGCUCCCGCUCCUCAAGUUCCUGAUGCCAAUGCUCCCGCUGCUCGAGUUCCUGAUGCCAAUGCUCCCGCUCCUCAAGUUCCUGAUAAUGAUGAACUCAACUCUGAAUGGGUCCAGCGAGAUGAUGUGUAA